UUCAAUGGGAUUGUGAAUGGAGAAUGCUGCAAGAUGGCGACUAAUGCAACUGCUACAAACUUACCAUCUUUUGAUUGUCCAACAUGGGCAGGCAAGCCCCCUCCAGGACUCCAUUUGGACGUGAUGAAAGGUGACAAAAUGGUCGAGAAACUGAUCAUCGACGAGAAGAAGUACUACUUAUUCGGGAGGAAUCCGGACAUGUGUGACUUCACCAUCGACCACCAGUCAUGUUCACGCGUGCAUGCUGCCCUGGUCUACCACAAGCAUCUGAAGAGGGUGUUCCUUAUUGACAACAACAGCACGCAUGGUACCUUCCUGGGACACAUCCGCCUGGAGCCCCACAAGCCUCAGCAGGUCCCCAUAGACUCCACCAUGUCGUUUGGGGCAUCCACACGAGCCUACACCAUCCGGGAGAAACCUCAGAGCCAGCAAGGAACCAAUGCCGCCACGGGGGACAGCAAGGCCGGGGAGGAUGAGGAGGGGUCUAAGGGUCUUUUAGGAUUACCAGAGGAGGAGACCGAGCUAGAGAACCUGACAGAGUUCAACACGGCCCACAACAAGCGCAUCUCCACCCUGACCAUCGAGGAGGGCAACCUAGAGAUCCAGAGACCCAAGAGGAAGAGGCGGAACUCCCGAGUCACCUUUAACGAGGACGAUGAGGUCAUCAACCCAGAGGACAUUGACCCCUCAGUUGGGCGCUUCAGGAACAUGGUGCAGACUGCUGUCGUCCCUAUAAAGAAACAGAAAAUGGAGAGGCACGGCUCACUUAGUAUGGACGAUGUUGUGACAAGGCGCAUCCACAACUACACCUUCGGCGGCGGCCUUUACGGGGACCUGCCACCCACCAGCCACGAGGGCCACCCUGCCGGGACCCCGAGCGGCGCCACUAUCCUGGGGGGUCUCCCGCUGCCCUUCCCCAACCCGGCCCCAGAGGUGAACCUAGCCCCUGACGCCCCCCAGCCACCUGUCACCCUCAACCCUGUCCCCAUCUCAGGCCCCUAUCCUUCCGAGGCCCUCAACGAGCCCCGCAAGAAAAAGUACGCCAAAGAGGCAUGGCCAGGCAAGAAGCCCACCCCCUCCCUACUAAUCUAACCUUCUCCCUACACUAUGGCUCUUUCUCAAUUCGUCUUUCGUCUAUUCCUUGCAUCAUCUCUCAUGCAUUGGAGAAUAUCGAAGAUCUCUCCUCUUGGACCUUCUCCAAUGUAUUUUAAGUCUGAGGCGAGGAGAGAGGACACAAGGAAUCCAGGAAAGACGAAUUGGGAAAGAGCCAAUGUGGUGUAGGCUGGGCUGACUCUCAGGGUAUGGGCGGAGACAUCAGGGACCAUGACCCGUUGGAGGCGGAUCGAUUUUACUUCUAAGACUGUUUUGGGAUUUUAUAGUUUUGUCAAUGUUUUCUACGUUACUUCUUCAUUCUCCUAAAGACUUCAGUAGCACAUUCCAUGAAGACAGAAACACCACUCCUUCGGGAGCUGAAUGUUUGAUACGUUUUACAAAUGAAGUCAUAUAAAAAAAGACAGUUCUUGGCAGACCAAGUCAGUUGGUCAGGUAAGAGUAACUUGUGGCAUAAAUCGGUGUCCCAUGGCCGUGAUAUAUUACCUCUAAUUGAUAGUCGGGCAUCGUGCAGGGAAGCAAACACGAAGCGGAUGUAACUUAGGAAAACAGCCCUAAUGUUGGAAACAAACAUCGUUGUCAUCCAGAUUCACAUGUAUUUAUUUUCCAAGCUGCAGCGCACAAUAUUACAGCAGGUUUUUAAAGGACCUGGUUCGUGUUAUCAUUUUUGCCAUGGGAAAAAUAUUACGAUACUGGUAUCAUCACAGCCUAAUUGUUAUAUGGUUGGUCACUGUGAGUUCCAUAUUACUAUCUCCACUUCCUUCUAUAAGGUCUCGAUGUUUGUUUGAAGUCAAUCUUUGGACGUAGUAUUUUUGCUCAAUGUAAACAUGCAUAUACAUUUCUUUUUGAAUAUCUAUUUGUUAAACUUGAAAUGUGAAAAAAACUGUUUUAUACAAGAUGGAUUAUUAUAGGAAUUGACAAAAGAUAUGUCCAUUUUUCUAAAGACGGAAUAGGACUAUAGGUUUAUAUUUUUACAGUGCUAUCAAGAUGAGUGCCGCGAGGAGGAGAGACUUUAAUGUUUAAUCAGUUUACAUUCACAAUCAAGCUCAGUAAUUAAAAAACAGUUAAUAGACUGCGCAGAGUAUUUUUAAAUACUGUUAGCCCAUUAUCAAAAAGAUACCAGUAUGACCUGUGAGUUGCAACUCUGCCUGAAUGUUAGUGAGUCCUGUAGUCCUCUAGAUGGCAAUAUGUACAAUGUAAAUUGGCCUGAUCUGAGUCACUGAUAAAAUGAAUUGGUCACAUGAGUUAAGACUAAGGUUCUCAGUUGGUGCAAUUUGAUGUUGAUUGAGUAUUGUUUUACAGGCCUUUUGAAAUGAUUCAAUUUCAUUUAUGGUACACAACAUGGUCUUGCAUCAAAGCACCCAUAAAAUGACUCAAUUGAGCUUCUUGAUGUUCAUAGAACUGCGUUAGUUUUCACACCAGGAUAAUUAAUUCUUAGGUUGCCCCCUUUACUGGUUAAUGAAACAUUUAUGUGAUAUUUGAGUGAACUUGCAAAAGCCAUGCUAUUUGUAUCAACUUUGUACUGAUCGACAGACCCGUGUGCCCAGACUUUUUGUCCCUCUUUCGGAUGAUAUUGGCUUUUUCUAUUCACAUAAUACACUGUAAAUAAAAAUGGAAUUUUGUCACAAA
This is a messenger RNA of Coregonus clupeaformis (lake whitefish), 2739 nucleotides long. RefSeq names its product nuclear inhibitor of protein phosphatase 1. NCBI's taxonomy places the organism in Eukaryota, Metazoa, Chordata, Actinopteri, Salmoniformes, Salmonidae. The transcript is spliced from 7 exons. Gene Ontology annotation, cellular component: nuclear speck. Bases 34 to 1092 code for a protein of 352 amino acids. Gene Ontology annotation, molecular function: mRNA binding; protein serine/threonine phosphatase inhibitor activity; protein binding. The record is from RefSeq and is a predicted model, not a curated record.